GGAGAGGGACUGAAGGAGAGGGGGUGAUGGCGAGGGGGUGAUGGCUGCCCCUCCUGCCCCGUGCAACCUUUCCAAACUGGCCAAGCUCGUUAUCACAAACAUCGGCCUCACUCCAGGCAGCACCUGCCUGCCAAAAACACAGCCAAAGCAAACAGUCACUUCUUGGGAAAACACACCUUGUCAUGCAGCUAAUUUCGAGGACAGAGGGUAGCAAACAGAGGGGCAGGAAUUUCCCACAGGCAGCCAGCUCUCUGACCAAGGAGCCCUCACAGGCAGGGGUGCCAUGGGGCUGUGUGGCUCCUGCAGAGAGGAGAGGGGAGCAUUGAGAUGCCAGCAGCAGAAAUGCAAUGCUCCCCAGCAUGGGUACUGGUGAAUUUCACCAUCAGAAGAAAAGUGGGGCUCAAAUGUGAGGUUGAAGUGAAAACAGAACUUGGGAAGGGUAUCUGAGGUGAUGCAAAGAGUUGCCUUGUCUCCAUUUUGGGUAAAGGAGCAUUUUCUGGUGAAUCCUCCACCACCUCUUGCUGUGAUGCCUGGAGGAAUUAAAACACAGAUGUUUUAGGAGACUGCCUUGAAAAUGUUUGAGGAACAGGGUGAGGAGUUCUGAUGUGAACGGAGCCAUUUCAGUCUCCCCAGCCAGCAACAACUAUAAUGUAAGAGGAAUUAUAUAAACACAAACAUACAGAUAUUUAAGAAUCCCUGCAUCAAUAUAACUUCUGUCAGCAUUAAAAUGUGAUAUCCAAAGUAUUUGGGGAAUGUUUGUUUUCCAUAAACAAAACAAUUUCCUUCCAACAAAAGCCAGUUUGUAAAAACAACCGCAAACCUUCAUUCCAGCCCCGGGUGAGAGGAGACCGAGUGCUUUGUAGCCUGAUCUGUGGCUGCAUCAGUAUUGGUGGUGAAUAAAGAAAAGCCCUAAAAGGAGCCUUUUGGGUGGGUUUGCAGAGGGAUGUCUGCCCAGGAGGAGGAGGGUGAGGCUGUGUGCUGCAGUGAUACUGGGGUGCACUGGAGUUAAGCUCCUUGGCACCCCUUAUGCACCCCAGGCACAGCAAUGGGGUGGAAGAAGGGGUGGCAGAAGGGACAUCAGGGUGGUUUUCCCUGGCUUGGUGACCACCGACCUGCCAGAGCCAAGGUUUCUCUAUUAGCUGCCAGGAAAGUGUGAGCAAGGAGGGACUGUUUCAGUGGGCAUUUCUGGGAAUAUCUGCCGGUAACUGUACUUUCAUCUGGCCAGGAACUACAAAUUUGGGAACACCCAGAUUGCACAACGCCGUGGCUGAUGCUGCCGCCCGCAGCCCUGACAGCAAUAAAUAGGCGAGAAGCAGGCACAUGAGCAGAGCCCUGCGAGGAGAACAUCCCCAGGUACACCCGCUGCCCGCUGCUGCAGAGAUGGUGCACGCAACCGCCUUCCUCCUGGUGCUCAGCCUGGCCGUGGUGGCUCCGGUCCUCUCCACAAGAAAGUGCGUGCUGACCGGGCGCUGGACCAAUGACCUGGGCUCCAACAUGACCAUCAUGGCUGUGAACGCGAAAGGUGAAUUCCUCGGCUCCUACCACACGGCUGUGACAGUCACCGGCAACGAUAUCAAAGUGUCACCGUUGCAGGGGUCCCAGCACCGCACGAACGAGAACAGCCAGGCCACCUUUGGCUUCACCGUCAACUGGAGCUUUUCAGACUCUGUCACUGUGUUCACGGGCCAGUGCUUUGUGGAUGAGACAGGAAAGGAGGUCUUGAAGACCAUGUGGCUCCUGCGGUCACAUGUGGACAGCAUCAAGGAUGACUGGACAGCCACCAGGGUCGGCGUCAACGUCUUCACCCGCCUGCGCUCAAAGAAGGAAUGAGGGUGAUGGGGGUUCCUGAGCUGGCAGCAGCAUGUGUCCCCCUGCCCGGUCCCCCAUUGCUUCUCACAAUAAAGCUUUGCUCCAAACACCCAC
Messenger RNA from Strigops habroptila (Kakapo), 1923 nucleotides. Its product is annotated as avidin-like. The record is from RefSeq and is a predicted model, not a curated record. Gene Ontology annotation, molecular function: biotin binding. The coding region runs from base 1321 to 1830 and encodes 169 amino acids. Lineage: Eukaryota; Metazoa; Chordata; Aves; Psittaciformes; Psittacidae. The transcript has 4 exons.